AGCCCACAGUCUGUUCUGGAACAGACCUGCUCUUGUCACCAAACUAAUAGAUCAAGAGUCUCUCUGGUCUUCCCCGGGAUUGAGCUGCUGGAACCUGCAUGCUGAGUUAUUGAUCUCUUUGUGCAGCCUAAAUGUAAUGUUCCCCUGAACCUCGCGUUAAAAUCCAUUCGCCGUCCCUCGCAGUGAGAACGUGGAUGUUCAGUCCCAGUCAAUUCAGAUCUGUGUUUUAUUUAUUACAGGAGGAGUUGUGUCAGGACAGGAGGGUUAGUGAGGAAGCUCAGACGUUGUCUGUAACAGAAGGUGCCGUAACCAUCGGAGAAUUCAGGGACACAAUAUUGAGAGGGAUGUUUGAUGCCAUGAAGCAAGUUUAUGAGACCAUUGAUGUGGAAACAGCCAGCCUGAGCAUCGAGGUGUCUGAGGAUCUGAAUCGUGUGAGAGGGACCGGCAUCCAGACCAGUCUCCCGGACACCGGUGAGGAGUACAAUAAACCUGGAGAUUGGGGAGUGAGACUGUUGUCUGAGGCUCUGAGGGACCCGGAGUGUAAAAUACAGAAACUGGGGUUGACAGCUGAUCGUUUCACAUCUGAGUUUGAGCACUUCAUCUCUGCUCUCAGUACAAACCGCUCACUGAGAGAGGUGGAGCUGGACCUGAGUGACAAUAAACUGGGAGAUGGGGGAAUGAAACUGGUGUCUGAGGCUCUGAGGGACCCGGAGUGUAAAAUACAGAAACUGGGUCUACGGUCUGUCGGUCUCUCGGCUGCUGGUGUUGUGGAUCUUGCAUCCGCUCUCAGUACAAACCACUCACUGACAGAACUGGACCUGUCUUAUAAUAAUCUGGGAGAUUCAGGAGUGAAACUGGUGUUUCAGGCUCUGAGGAGCCCAGAGUGUAAAAUACAGAAACUGUGUCUACGGUCUGUCGGUCUCACAGAUGCUGGUGUUGUGGAUCUCACCUCUGCUCUCAGUACAAACCGUUCACUGACGGAGCUGGACCUGGGUUAUAAUGAACUUGGAGAUUCUGGAGUGAAACUGGCCUCCGAGGCUCUGAGAAACCCAGAGUGUAAAAUACAGAAACUGUGUCUACGGUCUGUCGGUCUCACAGCUGCUGGUGUUGGGCAUCUCACAUCCGCUCUCAGUACAAUCCACUCACUGACGGAGCUGGAUCUGGGUGGUAAUAAACUGAGAGAUUCAGGAAUGCAACUGGUGUCUACGGCUCUGAGGAACACAAAGUUUAAAAUGCAGAGACUCGGUCUGCGGUGUGUCGGUCUCACAGCUGCUGGUGUUGUGCAUCUUGCUUCUGUUCUCAAUACCAACCACUCACUGAUGGAGCUGGAUGGGUGCGAAUGAACUGGGAGAUUCUGGAGUGAAACUGAUGUUUGAGGCUCUGAGGAGCCCAGAGUGUAAAAUACAGAAACUGUGUUUGGAGUCUGUUGGCCUCACAGCUGCUGGUGUUGUGGAUCUCGCCUCCGUUCUGACUGCCAACCACUCACUGAUUGACCUUGAGCUGGGCAACAAUGAACUGGGAGAUUGGGGAGUGAAACUGGUGUCUGAGGCUCUGAGGAACCCGGAGUGUAAACUACAGAAACUGGGACUCUGGUGGACCAGACUCUCAGAUUCUGGCAUCGAGGAUCUCGUCUCAGCUCUUGUUACAAAACACUCAGUGAGGGAAUUGGAACUGCAUUGGAACACACUCACAGACCGAUCUGUCUCCGCUCUUCGCCACCUCAUACUGACCCACCCGAGUCUGGAGUGGAUUGAACUGAGGGGGAAUCAGUUCAGUUCAGAUGGAGAGAAACGGCUGAAAUCGCUGGAGGGAACCAGACCCGGACUGAGAGUGAUCUUCUGAACAUCCCACUGUGUGUACAUUACCACCCUCUGGGGUCAGAACAUUUCCCUCCCAUUUCCCACCCUCCCCUUUCAACCCGAACAUCCCAGCUGGAACUGAGCAAGUCUCUUGUGAUGACGUUGGAGGCCCUGCCCUGGGACCUGUGAAUCGGCCGCUCGGUCCCAGCGUGGUGCUUCCAUUGGAUGUCCAUGACUGGAUGUUACCCGGUGCGCGGGCGGGACAGUCUCACUCAGUGUCCCUCGGACUGGGCUGAUCUCGGGAGGGAAUCUCUGGGGGUGAAGCAGCAGAGUGAACUGGGACUGGAACCGUCACUGCACCCUGUUCGGUAGCUGGCGAUGGAAGGAGUGAGUCGACUGGGCCAAUAAAUGAUCAGCAAUCUCUGUCGUGUGUUAUAGUUUGAUAAGUAGCAAUGUCCCAAAUGAUGAAUGACAGCGAUCCACAGGGCUGGUUACACGGGAUCAGCAGGAUUAAUGUGUUACUGAACGUUCUGCAGGAAUUCUGUCCCAUACACUAUUCAUCAUCAUGAUGUGGCGUAUGAUGUGGGCGAUCGUGGUCUUUCAUCUGUCUUUAAUCUCUUGUUCUUAUUCUUCUCCCCAUCUCUGACCCUGAAUCUUCUUGGCAAGAUUUUUCUUCAGGGGUGGUUUGCCCUCCUUCGGGGCAGUGUCUUUACAAGAUGGGUGACCCCAGGCGUUAUCGAUACUCUUCAGAGAUUGUCUGCCUGGGGUCAGUGGUUGCAUAAUCAGGACUUGUGAGAUGUUCUGGCUGCUCAUACGGCUUCACGUGACCCUAAUCGGGGGCUGAGCAGGUGCUACACCUUACCCAAGGGUGACCAGCAGGCGAGCAGAGGGAGGGAGUACCUUACACCUCCUUUGGUAGAGAUGAAUCUCCAACCCCCUCCCAAAACACAAUUAGACCAGGCUUUUAUUUUACAGUUUAAUAUGCAGAGACUAUCGUGUGAUGUUACUGAACUCAAUAAAUAGUUGUUAUUUUUGAA
Molecule: messenger RNA, 2836 nt
Organism: Hypanus sabinus (Atlantic stingray)
Lineage: Eukaryota; Metazoa; Chordata; Chondrichthyes; Myliobatiformes; Dasyatidae
Product: ribonuclease inhibitor-like
Exons: 12
Coding region: 195-1343 (382 amino acids)
Cellular component (GO): cytoplasm
Molecular function (GO): protein binding
Source: RefSeq, a predicted model, not a curated record